GGAGACUAAUCCGAUCCCUCUCUCACACGCACAAAACACGCCAAACACACACUCAUUCAUUCAUGUUCAUACAAAAUGGGAGCACAUAAACCGUUGCCGACACUCUUCAAAUCCGUUAGGUUGUGAUCUGGCUGGUUAUGAAAUUGUGAAUGAGAAUCGGAUUUGGGAGAAUUGUGAGACGGACGUCGGGGGUGAGGAUGGGGAUAGUGAGCGCGAUUGCGGGGACGUUUGGAUUUGGAAUUGGAGUGUCGAUAGGGCUUGUCAUGGGUUAUUAUUUCUUCAUCUACUUUCAACCCACUCAUGUUGAGGAUCCCAAAGUACGACCUUUGAUUGAACGAGAUACAAAGUCCCUGCAAGAGAUGCUUACGGAGAUACCAAUGUGGGUGAAAAACCCGGAUCAUGAUCGGCUUGACUGGCUUAACAAGUUUAUUGAGUUAAUGUGGCCAUACCUAGACAAGGCUAUUUGCAAGACUGUGAAGACGAUUGCAGAACCUAUCAUAAAAGAACAGAUUCCAAAGUACAAAAUUGAUGCGGUUGAAUUCGAUGCACUUUCCUUAGGCAGCCUGCCACCUACAUUUCAAGGAAUGAAAGUUUAUGCGACAGAUGAUAAGGAGUUGAUAAUGGAACCAUGUUUAAAAUGGGCCGGCAAUCCUAACGUACAUGUAGCUGUUAAGGCAUUCGGGAUGCGACCCACAGUUCAGGUGAUUGACUUGCAAGUAUUUGCUUCGCCUCGUAUUACCUUGAAGCCAUUAGUUCCCAGCUUCCCGUGCUUCUGUCAAAUUCAUGUGUCUCUCAUGGAUAAGCCUCAUGUUGAUUUCGGGCUGAAGCUGCUCGGGGCAGACCUUAUGUCCAUUCCCGGCUUGUACAGAUUCGUUCAGGAAACUAUUAAAGAUCAGGUUGCAAAUAUGUAUCUGUGGCCUAAAACACUUGUGGUACCCGUCCUCGACCCUUCAAAAGCGAUGAAGAGGCCUGUUGGAAUGCUACAUGUGAAGGUUAUACGGGCAAUGAAGCUUAAAAAGAAGGAUCUUUUGGGUGCUUCUGACCCGUAUGUAAAAUUGAAACUUACUGAGGACAAACUUCCUUCUAAGAAAACCGCUAUAAAAUACAAAAACUUGAAUCCUGAAUGGAAUCAGGAGUUUAGUUUGGUUGUUAAGGACCCGGAAUCACAAGCUCUUGAGGUCAUAGUUUAUGACUGGGAACAGGUAGGGAAGCAUGAUAAGAUGGGAAUGAAUGUUGUACCACUAAAAGAGAUUACAGCAGAAGAACCAAGAGUUAUGACUCUUGAACUCCUAAAGAACAUGGACCCUAACGACCCGCAAAACGAGAAAUCCCGGGGCCAGAUCAUGAUUGAGUUAGAAUACAAGCCUUUUAAAGAUGAUCAAGCUCCAGCUGACGGGGUAGAAAACGUUAUUGAAAAGGCACCUGAAGGUACCCCUGAAGGUGGUGGUUUGCUUGUUGUUAUAAUUCAUCAAGCUGAAGAUCUUGAAGGAAAACAUCAUACAAAUCCGUCUGUUCGUGUGAUUUUUAGGGGGGAAGAGAAAAAAACAAAGAUGGUGAAGAAAAACCGCGAUCCAAGAUGGGAUGAAGAGUUUUCAUAUACUUUAGAAGAGCCACCAACAAAUGAGAGGAUGCAUUUUGAAGUCGUUAGUACGUCUUCAAGAUUGGGUCUACUUCAUCCCAAGGAAACAUUGGGUUAUGUGGACAUACAACUUGCGGAUGUUGUGAGCAACAAGAGAAUUAAUGAAAAGUACAAUCUAAUCGACUCGAGGAAUGGUAAGCUUCAAGUGGAGAUGCAAUGGCGAACCUCAUCGUAGGGGUCGGGCAAAAGAAGCUAUUUGAUAAUAUGAUGUUCAAGAUUUUACUAUCUUAAGGAUAGAAUCAAACACUGUCAAUUUAAAUGUUUGAUUUCAUGUUUUCUUAUGUGUAAGUUAUGUCAAAUAAAUAAAAGAUUUUGCUGUGACAUGGCAUGUCUUUUGAUUUCAGGUUUUAGCUACACAUUAAAGCUCUCAAUGUAAUUUGCAUUCAAGGUUUAGAUUA
This is a messenger RNA of Helianthus annuus (common sunflower), 2037 nucleotides long. Its product is annotated as synaptotagmin-2. Gene Ontology annotation, molecular function: lipid binding. The coding region runs from base 150 to 1814 and encodes 554 amino acids. Lineage: Eukaryota; Viridiplantae; Streptophyta; Magnoliopsida; Asterales; Asteraceae. The record is from RefSeq and is a predicted model, not a curated record. The transcript has 13 exons. Gene Ontology annotation, cellular component: endoplasmic reticulum.